Molecule: messenger RNA, 3237 nt
Organism: Symbiodinium sp. CCMP2456
Lineage: Eukaryota; Dinophyceae; Suessiales; Symbiodiniaceae
Source: the annotation of a GenBank genome assembly
AUGUCAACAGAAGAAGAAGGAUCGGAAGAGGACGAGCAGCAGGAGGCUCGACAAAGCAAGGAGUCAGGUAAGGCUUCCAAUGCGAAGCUGCAGACGGCGACCGUGGAGCAGUUCUUCAAGAAGAAGCCGAAAGACGAAGUCCAGACGGAGGAGACAACAAAGGAGGCGGAGAAGCCCACAAAAGCGAAGAAGGAUAAGGCAAAGGAAGACGAGGAGGAGGAAGCCAAGCCUAAAAAAGCGAAGAAGAACGCGGCAAAGGAAGAGGAGGAGGAGGAAGCCAAGCCUAAAAAAGCGAAGAAGAAUGAGGCAAAGGAAAAGGAGGAGGCCAAGACCAGAAAAGCGCGGAAGGAUGAGGCAGCAAAGGAGGAGAAGCCCAAAAAAGCGAAGAAGGAUAAGGCAAAGGAAGAGGAGGAGGCCAAGCCCGCACAAGCAAAGAAGGAUAAGGCAAAGGAAGGUGAAGAGGCCAAGCCCAAAAAAGCGAAGAAGAAUGAGGCAGAGGAAGAGGAGGAGGCCAAGCCCACAAAAUCCAAGAAGGAUAAGGCAAAGGAAAGUGAGGAGGCCAAGCUGAAAAAAGCGAAGAAGAAUGAGGCAAAGGAAGAGGAGGAGGCCAAGCCCAAAGAAGAAAAGUCAGGAUCAAAAAGGAAGGGUGAAGGUUCCACCAAUGUUGCAAAGAAGCUGAAAGGCAAUGCCCCCCAGUUGGCAAUCAAAGACCAGGAGGAGAAAUCCAAAGACCAGGAGGAGAAACCCAAAGACAAGGCUACCAAAGAUGCAGGGGAGGGAAAGAGUGAUGCAAAGAGUGCAGUCAAGACGAAGAAGAAAGAGAAGGGAGCCAAGCAGAAGAAGAAGUUGGCCAAGGCAGAGAAGAAGUUGCAAACCAUAAACUCCAGUACGCAUCACACAGAAUACUUGAGAUACAAACGCUGGAUCAAGAACCGCAAACGAUUCCCCCAGGCACUUGUUGGUAGGAUUGAAACGGAAGAUGGAAGGGCCAAUCUCUUCAGAGACUACAUAGAGGCCGGGGGGAAGGUGGAGCAGAUCCUCCUGAAGCACGAACAGAUGCUGUGUGAACAGCAGAGGACGAUCACCGAUCCGGAGUCACCGGAAGACAAGCUGUAUUUCGUGUUUGUCGAGAUCAAUAUCGAUGAUAUCCGCGAGCUGAAACGCAUAACGAAGCUGGAGUUGAGUGGAGGUGUAGAUUCAGAAACUCUGGCAGCCUUCACCAAGGCAGGUGGAGUCCUGGACCCAAAGGCACAGCUUGCGAGCGCAGAUGGAAAGGGCAGUCAAGCGGCCAUGAACAAAGCUUUGGAGCUGUCCCAGCUCAACAAGGGCGGAGGCAAGCAGAACAACCGAAAGAAAAAGAAAGACAAUGGCAAAGAAGACGCGAAGGAGCUGAAGCCCAACGAGCCGAUCGACGAUGCCAAGGCGUUGCAGCAUGUGGUUCUGAAAGAUAGCAACACUUGCCGGGAAAAUGCUUUCAAGCUGGCCCCGCUGAGAAUGUCGGGACCACUUAUAUCACAGCUGAAGGCUGUGGAGGUGUCACUGACGGCAAAGGCCAAAAUUCUGCAGAAGCUGAUUGCGGCGAAGAAGAACAAGAAGAAGCAUUAUGCACAGGUGACUGGAGAGGUUCAGGAGCUGCAGAAGUUGGCCAAAGAGCGGGUGGAUUUGGCCAAAGCCUUGAUUCGGGCUAGUGCAAAGUCAUCAAAGCCAAAGUCGGCCUCCCCGGGGAAAGGCUCAGGGGGUAAGGGCGCGGAAGAUCACGAUCCAGAUCGAGGUCGAUGGGGCGAGAACACAUUUUUCGAUCUGUGGCUGCACUGUGAGCCGGGACGGAACUGGGCGAAAAUCCAUGCAACGGAUGGAUGCCGGCAAGCCGGCGAUUUGCUGCUGGACGGGGUGGAUUGCCCCUUGGCAGAGAUGUUCGCGAGCUGGAGGUGGUAUGCGAAAUGCUCGAAAAUUCCGAUGGGAGAAGUGGAACUUCCGCUUCGUCUGGAGAAGCCUGGUGGUGAUGUUUGCGAGACCAUGCAAGAGUAUUGGGGAAAGCUUUCUUCCGAAGAAUCUGUUCAGUUGCUUCAACUACAAGAACCGGGGAAAACCAUCCCAAUCUUUUGGCACACGGAUGGUGUGCGGGUUUACAAGCAGCAGAAGUGCUGGAUAUAUUCGUAUUCAAGUGCGCUGAAGAAAGGACCGUCUAUGCAAUCCAAGCUACUAUUGCUUUUGGUCAGAGAGGCUUUGGUCUGGAAGCCAUUUACACACGAUCGAGUUGCAGAGGUCAUUGCAUGGAUCCAAAAAGUGUUGCAAACUGGCAAAUACCCUGUCGAAAACUUCAUGGGGGCCCCGUGGGAAGAGGGAUCUUUGCAGGCAAAAGUUGCCGGGUCUUUUUUUGCAGGCGGAUGGCGAUUUGCUUUCAGUGGUUGCAAAGGCGACUGGGAGGCGAAGGCAUAUAUCCACAAGCUACAGAGGAGCUACAGACACGACAAUAUAUGCGAACACUGCCUUGCGAGCAAGAAAGAUGGACCUUUCUAUUACAAGGAUUUUUCGCCCAACGCCGGCUAUUUGAACCUUCAGUUCACACAUGCGCAGUUUAUGAUCAUGACGCCUGCAGAGCAACAGUCAAAAUGGCAACAUGUUCCUGGGUGGACGAAAGACCGAAACUUGGAAGAUUUGCUCCAUGUCUUGCAUCAAGGAGUUGCCUGUUGUGUUAUUCCUGCACUCGUGAUUGAGUGCAUCGUACAAUGCUGCGGGGGUGAUAUGACACUGAGCGACUUGCAGAAAAAACUGCAGACGGAUGUGUGGAAACACUACAAAGCAUGGUGUCGCGAGAACGCUGUCGCUGCAUGUGGGCAUCGCUUCAGCUUGAUUCGUUUCGGAAAAGAGGCAUGGAACCAUGCCCCGGAAUUAGCGAGCUGCUACAAAGCCUACACGGUCAAGCAAAUGAUCUACUGGGUGCAUGCGUACUUGGUGGAUACGAUGCCUCAGUCACGACACGACCUCACAUGUGCUUCAUAUUCGAUGGCGAAGGUGCAGUUCAACAUGGAUGUAAGUGGGCCGUUUUUCCAGGAAGACCUGAAAAAGGAUACCGUUCUUAUGGGCCGCAGCUUCCUUAUGUUCUAUCAACGCAUCGCAGUUCAAAACGCAGGCUCUGCUCGAAAGAACUUCAAAGUCAUUCCGAAGUAUGAGCACUGCUAUCAAGAUGAAGACUUGAUGAAGGAGAUUGGCCGCAUAUGCUCCAGCUGCCACCCU